Messenger RNA from Alternaria conjuncta, 360 nucleotides. It is a transcript of the gene ATG8, whose product is annotated as ubiquitin-like protein atg8. Gene Ontology annotation, molecular function: phosphatidylethanolamine binding. NCBI's taxonomy places the organism in Eukaryota, Fungi, Ascomycota, Dothideomycetes, Pleosporales, Pleosporaceae. Gene Ontology annotation, cellular component: cytosol; autophagosome; fungal-type vacuole membrane. The transcript is spliced from 3 exons. The coding region runs from base 1 to 360 and encodes 119 amino acids. Gene Ontology annotation, biological process: macroautophagy; cellular response to nitrogen starvation. The record is from RefSeq and is a predicted model, not a curated record.
AUGCGUUCCAAGUUCAAGGACGAGCACCCGUUCGAGAAGCGCAAGGCCGAGGCGGAGCGCAUUCGCCAGAAGUACAACGACCGCAUUCCCGUCAUCUGCGAGAAGGUCGAGAAGUCGGACAUCGCGACCAUCGACAAGAAGAAGUACCUGGUACCCGCCGACCUGACCGUCGGACAGUUCGUCUACGUGAUCCGUAAGCGCAUCAAGCUGUCACCUGAGAAGGCCAUCUUCAUCUUCGUUGAUGAGGUCCUGCCGCCUACCGCCGCUCUCAUGAGCUCGAUAUACGAGGAGCACAAGGAUGAGGAUGGCUUCCUGUACAUUACGUACUCUGGCGAGAACACAUUCGGCGAGGCUAUCUAG